AUGUAUGUUGUGACGUUGGACACAUCAUCAUGCAUGGACCCUGGGAUCCCGGUGAACGGCGUGCGGUACGGCCAUGACCUGGCCAUCGGGUCCACGGUGUCGUUCCAGUGUGACCAGGGAUACCGGCUCAGUCAUGAGGAACCGCUGGUCUGUGGGGAGAACCACUGGUGGAGCCAUCCUCUGCCCACAUGUGACGCAUCUUGCGGUGGGGACGUGAGAGGACCUGGCGGUAUCAUUCUGUCUCCUGGAUAUCCAGAACUCUACCCCAACUCUCUAAACUGCACCUGGACGGUGGAGGUCGGACAUGGGAAAGGGGUCCAGUUCAUGUUCCAUUCCUUCCACUUGGAAGAUCACCAUGACUACCUCCUGAUCACCGAGAACGGCAGCUUCGUCCUGCCUUUAGCUCGCCUCACCGGCUCCGAGCGCCCGGCGCCCGUCAACGCAGGCCUCUACGGGAACUACAAGGCUCAGCUUCGCUUCAUCUCUGACUUCUCUAUUUCCUUUCAAGGAUUCAACAUCUCUUUCUCAGAGUAUCAUCUGGAGCCGUGUGAGGACCCCGGGACCCCCAGGUUUGGCUGGCACACGGGCAUCAGCUUUGGCAUCGGGGACUCGCUGGUUUUCUCCUGCAAUACCGGCUAUCGCCUAAAGGCCAGGGAGAUCUGGUGCCUGGGAGGAGGACGCCGCAUGUGGAGUGCCCCUCUGCCAAGGUGUGUGGCGGAGUGCGGCUCAACCGUUUUCAACAGCGAAGGAGUUGUGUUGUCGCCCAACUACCCACUGAACUACGACAACAGCCACGAGUGUGUCUACAGCAUUCAGGUGGAGACGGGAAAGGGCAUCAACGUUUCAGCAAGCACUUUCCAACUGGCACAAGGAGACAUUCUCAAGGUCUAUGAUGGAGGGGACAGUGCUGCUGCUGUUCUGGGUACCUACACAGGCUCCACCAUGUUAGGCCUGGCCCUCACCUCCACCUCCAAUCACCUGUGGCUGGAGUUCUACUCAGACCAGGAGCACACAGCAGGGGGCUUCAGACUCAGCUACUCCAGUUUUGAUCUGUCUCACUGCGAGGAUCCCGGGGUGCCUCAGUUUGGGUUCAAAGUCAGCGACCAGGGGCACUUCGCUGGCAGUGCCAUCACGUACGGCUGUGACCAAGGUUAUUCCCUGCACGGAAGUGGCAUACUCAAGUGCAUGACCCGAGAGAGAAGAGCGUGGGACAACCACCUCCCCUCAUGCAUAGCGGAGUGUGGCGGUAGGUUCAAAGGUGAGUCUACAGGCCGCAUCCUGUCUCCUGGAUAUCCCUUUCCUUACGACAACAACCUGCGCUGUACCUGGACCAUCACUGUCAACUCUGGCAACAUCGUCAGCCUCCAGUUCCUGGCGUUCGACACAGAGGCAUCUCACGACAUCCUGGAGGUUUGGGACGGACCAGCGGAAAAUGGGAUGUCUCUGAGGGAGGUGUCUGGCUCCCUGCUCCCCGACGGGAUACACAGCACCCUGAACGUCGUCACCGUUCAGUUCCAGACUGACUUCUACAUCACCAAGUCUGGCUUCGCCAUUGACUUCUCCAGUUCAGUGGCGACAGCCUGCAGAGAUCCAGGCCUGCCUAUGAACGGCAGUCGUCACGGAGAUGGGAGAGAACCAGAUGACACGGUGACCUUCUCCUGUGAUCCAGGAUAUGAGCUGCAGGGAGAGAGCAAGAUCACCUGCAUCCAAGUGGACAACAGAUACUACUGGCAGCCCAGCCCUCCCACUGCAUUGGUGACCUGUGGGGGUAAUGUAACAGGAUCAUCAGGAUUCAUCCUCUCCCCCAACUUCCCCCUCCCCUACCCGCACAGCAAAGACUGCGAUUGGCUGAUCGCUGUCCACUCAGACUACGUCAUAUCACUGGCUUUUAUCAGUUUCAGUAUCGAGCCCAACUACGACUUCCUGUAUAUCUACGACGGACCAGACAGCAACAGUCACCUGAUUGGUAGUUUCCAGGACAGCAAGCUCCCAGAGAAGAUAGAGAGCGUCUCUAACUUUAUGCACCUAGCCUUCCGUAGCGACGGCUCAGUGAGCUACCAAGGCUUCCAUCUGGAGUAUAAAGCUAAACUGCGGGAGGCUUGCUUUGAUCCGGGGAACGUUAUGAACGGGACACGCCUCGGGAACGACUACAAGCUGGGCUCCAUGGUGACGUUCAGCUGUGAGGCAGGAUAUCUAUUACAAGGACACUCCACACUGACCUGUGUGAUGGGUAACAGCAAGAGGCCUGAGUGGGACCGAGCCAGGCCCAGCUGUCAAGCGCCGUGCGGAGGCCGCUCGACAGGGUCAGAGGGGACCGUCCUGUCCCCAAAUUACCCCCGUAAUUAUACCCAGAGUCUGACCUGCGUCUACCACAUCUUUGUCCCCGGGGACUUCGUGCUGUUUGGCCAGUUUGUGGUGUUUCAGACGUUGGCGAGUGAUACUGUGGAAAUCUACGACGGCCCGACUCCAGACUCUCCUGUCCUCUCGUCCAUCUCCGGCUCUCACUCAGGAGAGACUCUACCUUUAAGUUCUGGGAACAAAAUCACUGUGAAGUUCACCACCGCGGGUCCAGAGACGGCCAAGGGAUUCCACUUUGUUUAUCAAGCUGUCCCCAGGACCAGUGCAUCUCAGUGCAGCUCUGUGCCGGAGCCCAGGUUUGGGAAGCGGAUAGGAAACGACUUUGGCAUUGGCACGGUGGUGCUGUUUGAAUGCAAUCCAGGCUACGCUCUGCACGGCGCCACUGCCAUCAGGUGUGAGGCCAUCCCCAACACUGUGGCUCAGUGGAACGGCACUGAGCCCACCUGCGUAG
Molecule: messenger RNA, 2809 nt
Organism: Oncorhynchus keta (chum salmon)
Lineage: Eukaryota; Metazoa; Chordata; Actinopteri; Salmoniformes; Salmonidae
Gene: csmd1b
Product: CUB and sushi domain-containing protein 3
Source: RefSeq, a predicted model, not a curated record